Messenger RNA from Zalophus californianus (California sea lion), 3810 nucleotides. RefSeq names its product neuregulin 3 (gene NRG3). Lineage: Eukaryota; Metazoa; Chordata; Mammalia; Carnivora; Otariidae. Bases 1 to 2175 code for a protein of 724 amino acids. Gene Ontology annotation, molecular function: chemorepellent activity. The transcript has 10 exons. Gene Ontology annotation, biological process: nervous system development; animal organ development; intracellular signal transduction. The record is from RefSeq and is a predicted model, not a curated record.
AUGAGUGAAGGUGCGGCCGCUGCCUCGCCACCUGGAGCCGCUUCGGCAGCCGCCGCCUCGGCCGAGGAGGGCACCGCGGCGGCUGCGGCGGCGGCAGCGGCGGGCGGGGGCCCGGACGGCGGCGGCGAAGGGGCGGCCGAGCCCCCCCGGGAGUUACGCUGUAGCGACUGUAUAGUGUGGAACCGGCAGCAGACGUGGCUGUGCGUGGUGCCUCUGUUCAUCGGCUUCAUCGGCCUGGGGCUCAGCCUCAUGCUCCUCAAAUGGAUCGUGGUGGGCUCCGUCAAGGAAUACGUGCCCACCGACCUGGUGGACUCCAAGGGGAUGGGCCAGGACCCCUUCUUCCUCUCCAAGCCCAGCUCCUUCCCCAAGGCCAUGGAGACCACCACCACGACCACUUCUACUGCGUCCCCCGCCACCCCCUCCGCCGGCGGCGCCGCCUCUUCCAGGACGCCCAACCGGAUUAGCACCCGCCUGACGACCAUCACGCGGGCGCCGACUCGCUUUCCCGGGCACCGGGUGCCCAUCCGGGCCAGCCCGCGCUCCACCACCGCACGGAACACUGCGGCACCCCCGACAGUUCUGUCCACCACAGCCCCCUUCUUCAGUAGCAGCACGCCGGGCUCCCGACCACCGGUGCCAGGAACCCCCAGUACCCAGGCAAUGCCCUCCUGGCCCACUGCGGCAUACGCUACCUCCUCUUACCUUCAUGAUUCUACUCCGUCCUGGACCCUGUCUCCCUUUCAGGAUGCUGCCACCACCUCUUCCUCCUCCUCGUCUUCCUCCUCUACCACCACCACGCCAGAAACAAGCACCAGCCCCAAAUUUCAUACAACGACCUAUUCCACUGAGCGAUCUGAGCACUUCAAACCCUGCCGAGACAAGGACCUCGCAUACUGUCUCAAUGAUGGCGAGUGCUUUGUGAUCGAAACCCUGACGGGCUCCCAUAAACACUGUCGGUGCAAAGAAGGCUACCAAGGAGUCCGUUGUGAUCAAUUUCUGCCGAAAACUGAUUCCAUCUUAUCGGAUCCAACAGACCACUUGGGGAUUGAAUUCAUGGAGAGUGAAGAAGUUUAUCAAAGGCAGGUGCUGUCAAUUUCAUGUAUCAUCUUUGGAAUUGUCAUCGUGGGCAUGUUCUGUGCAGCAUUCUACUUCAAAAGCAAGAAACAAGCUAAACAAAUUCAAGAGCAGCUGAAAGAACCACAAAAUGGUAAAAACUAUAGCCUCAAAGCAUCCAACACAAUGGCAAAGUCAGAGAACUUGGUGAAAAAUCAUGUCCAACUGCAAAAUUAUUCAAAGGCGGAAAGGCAUCCUGUGACUGCAUUGGAGAAAAUGAUGGAGUCAAGUUUUGCCGGCCCCCAGUCAUUCCCAGAGGUCCCUUCUCCUGACAGAGGAAGCCAGUCUGUCAAACACCACAGGUACAGCAGGAGUCUGUCCUCUUGCUGCAGCCCAGGGCAAAGGAGUGGUAUGCUCCAUAGGAAUGCCUUCAGGAGAACACCCCCCUCGCCCAGAAGUAGGCUGGGUGGCAUCGUGGGACCAGCAUAUCAGCAACUUGAGGAAUCAAGGAUCCCAGACCAGGAUAUGAUACCUCGUCAAGGGAUAGAGGUCAGGAAGACUAUACCCCACCUGCCUAUACAGCUGUGGUGUGUUGAAAGAUCCCUGGACUUCAAGUAUUCAUCCAGUGGUUUAAAAAACCAACAAAAUGCAUCCAUAAAUAUGCAACUGCCUUCAAGAGAGACAAAUUCCUAUUUUAAUAGCUUGGAUCAAAAGGACCUGAUGGGCUAUUCAUCCACGCGGGCCAGUUCCGUGCCCAUCAUCCCUUCAGUGGGUCUAGAGGAAACCUGCAUGCAAAUGCCAGGGAUUUCUGAAGUCAAAAGCAUCAAAUGGUACAAAAACUCCUACUCUGCUGAUAUUGUCAAUGUGAGUAUUCCAGUCAGCGAUUGUCUUAUAGCAGAACAACAAGAAGUGAAAAUAUUGCUAGAAACUGUCCAGGAGCAGAUCCGAAUUCUGACUGAUGCCAGGCGGUCAGAGGACUAUGAACUGGCCAGCGUAGAAACCGAGGACAGUGCAAGUGAAAACACAGCCUUUCUCCCCUUGAGUCCCACGGCCAAAUCAGAAUGCGAGGCACAAUUUGUCUUAAGGAAGGAAAUACAAAGAGACUCCGCAUUGACCAAGUGACUUAAGAUGGAGGAAUCUGUGCAUUCUGUGCUUUGCUCAACAGGAAAAGAGAGGAAAUUAAAUACAAAUUAUUUAUAUGCAUUAAUUUAAGAGCAUCUACUUAGAAGAAACCAAAUAGUCUAUCGCCCUCAUAUCAUACUGUUUUUUAACAAAAUAUUUUUUUAAAGGGAAAGAAACGUUUCAGGAGGGAUAAAGCUUACCUCUAAAGCUUUUGGGUAGAAUUCUGAAUACCAUUUCAGUUAGUCCCAAUGCCGGCCUCUUUUGGCUCUUAGUAGAUGUGGGUGAUUCAGACCCUCAGCCCCACCGCACCAGUGUCCUCAUAAAAAAGCACUGGCAGUUAUCUGGUUUCAAAGAGACAAGCAGUAUCCUGAGGGUGGACGUGCCAGUGAGCAGGUGGCUCUUGCAUUUGGCUUGCUGGUCCCAACCCCUAAAUUUCUCUUCACUCGACAGCCUCCUCACAGGUUAUGUCAUGUCAACCAAUGUAGUGUUUUCUCUUUCAUUUUUGAAGAAUGACACAAAGACUGUGGAAGGGGGAGGACAGGAGAUAGAAGGAGUAAUCGGGGGCAAUCUUAGCUACUCUCAUGUGCCGGUUCCCUCUGAAAUUUGAAGGCACAGAAUCUCAGAGGGAGGUGUGAAGGAAAUUAUUAUAGAAAAAGGGAUGAGAAAAAUCACAAUGUCGUGUCACUAAAACCAUGCGAAUAGAAGUGUUUUUCUUUGAGAUUGUGUAGGGGCUCCAAAGGAGCGUUUCUCAGUGUGUGUGUGCCUGUGUGUGUGUGUGAGCGUGCGUGCACGCAUGUGCGCGCGCAUGUGUGUAUGUAUGUGUGCAUGUGCGCGCACAAACGGGCGUUGGUAUGGGCUUGCUCACUCGAGCACAGGUAUGCUGUAUGCACAUGUGUUCAUUGUGUGUAUGUGUGUGCAUGUGUGUGCAUAUUAAGCUUGCUAAAAUUUGUUCUGAAACAUCAGGGGAUUUAAUAUUCAGAAAAAAAAAUUUCCCUCUCAGAUCUGUUCACUUUAAAUUUAUCCAUUAAGUAUAAAGUUCAGUUAGUAAGUUCUUAAAUCAAGGUCACUUGCAUGGCGGGGUCCUAUAAAACUCUUGACAAUGUCAAGAUCAUUUUCUGGUGUGAAUACUUUUGAGAGGAACAACUAUUGGCUCACUAAUGAUAUCGGUAUCACAAGGCGAGUUGAGGAUGUGUGUUUAUUUUGAAUCAUGCAUACUUAAAUGAUUUACACAAGCCAAUUAUCAAAUUGACAGUUACCCUUUGCUUUCUCAUCAUCCUCAUUACUAUUUAUUUUGUAGCAAGUCUACUAUUUGCGGACCAAGACAUUGGCUUCUGUGGUUAAUAUGGAAAGAAUAAAUUGUUGAAAUCACAAAGCCCAGACUUUUCAGUUCACAGGAAGCCCCCCAAAGAACAGUAAAUUGUGUUGUAUGUUCAUUUGGAAUAAAGCAAUAUUUUUACCACUGCUAAGGUGAACUGAAACUUCUCCUGAAGAUUUGUCUGUUUUAUUUACCCUUAUUUUCAUGGGGCAUUCAAGGAAAUUAGUGUUCACAUAACCAGUCUUUUUCCAAUUAUUGGUGGUGUUGAGUUGUUAUGUUUACACUGUUUUAAAUAAAAAGGCACAGUAUUUGAAAGUUUA